Molecule: messenger RNA, 1257 nt
Organism: Lactuca saligna
Lineage: Eukaryota; Viridiplantae; Streptophyta; Magnoliopsida; Asterales; Asteraceae
Source: the annotation of a GenBank genome assembly
AUUGAACACACUUGCUUCUGAAAUGGAAUAUAGUUCAUGUAAUGCCGCAAUAAUGUCUGAACCUCCCAACACAUCCACCACAACACCACCCAAUAUUGUGAAUGUAACACCUUAUCCUGCCAUCGCGUACAAAAACCACCAUCUGCCGCCCAUAACCCACGGUGGCGCAACCACAUCCAACGUCGUGUUGUUGCCUGCUUCCAACCACCGAGAGUACCGGAAAGGCAACUGGACCCUCGAAGAGACCCUUGUCCUAAUCACCGCAAAGAAGCUGGAUGAUGAGCGUCGAAUUAACGCCACCACCUCCGCCACAGCAAACAGCCGUGCCGCCACCGGCGGGGAGCUGAGGUGGAAAUGGGUGGAGAAUUACUGUUGGAGUAAUGGCUGCUUCCGUAGUCAGAACCAGUGCAAUGACAAGUGGGAUAACUUGCUCCGCGACUACAAGAAGGUCCGUGAGUACGAGCUCCGAUCACCGGCGCAAAAUCGUCCGUCGUAUUGGUCGAUGGAUAAAACCCAACGCAAAGAUCGAAAUCUGCCAUCGAACUUGCUACUUAAUAUCUAUGAAGCACUAAACGACGUUGUUCAGAAAAAAACCCCCCAGCGACAUUGUCUUCCUCAGCAACAGCCUCCUCUCGCAGUCCUUCCACCUCCCCAGCCGCCUCCGUCGUCGCUACCUCCUCCUCAGCCAUCGUCAUCUCAACAUCACCCUCCGCCUCCGCCUCCGCCUCCGCCUCCUCCUCCUGCUUCAGAAGCAUCGGUAGAAUCAUCGGAAACAGAAGGAGAAGAUGCAGAUAAUGAUAAUAAAAGGAGAAGAGUGAGAGACAUCGGAAGUAGCAUUGUUCACAGUACCAGAGUAUUAUCAGAAACCCUAAAACGCUUUGAGGAGAAGAAGGAGAAAAGACACCGAGAAUUGAUGGAACUUGAAGAACAAAGACUUCAUUUGGAAGAGACUCGAAAUGAAGUUAAUCGUCAAGGGAUCACUGGUUUGAUCACAUCGAUUAAUAAGCUUUCUGAUGCUAUUUAUGCACUUAUUUCGGAAAAACGUGAAAGACCAUAACAUACCAUGCAUGGGAGAGAUUCUUUUAGGUGUAAUGGUUUAUAUAUUUAAGUUAAGAAAAUGGUUAUUGAUUGAUCCAUAGAUCGUACAUAUAUGUAUCUGACAUUUGCAAUUGCAAUUGAAUUAAGUAUAAGUUAGAAAAUAAGUUUUGCGUUUGUCAUUUGUUAUAACAAGAUAAAGAGAAUGGAAAUAGAAGAUGG